Molecule: messenger RNA, 1050 nt
Organism: Triticum aestivum (bread wheat)
Lineage: Eukaryota; Viridiplantae; Streptophyta; Magnoliopsida; Poales; Poaceae
Exons: 2
Coding region: 137-817 (226 amino acids)
Source: RefSeq, a predicted model, not a curated record
ACCCACCCUCCUCCCGUUGUAUCUCACUCUUCACUCCUUCUCACCACAUCCACGCCAUACCCCUUUUGCCGACGCCGCUUCCAGAUCUGGAGUGGCCACAGAAGCGCCGUUUGAGGGUGCGACUUCGCUCACGGCCAUGGUGAAUUCGACCGAGCCGCCGACCGAGCCCCCCUCCUCAAAUCGCGCGAUCGAAAGCAGCGUCGGGGAGGCGGGGGGCACUGCCGCGGAGGCUAUGACAACGUCACUGAGUGCCCACCGCGAGGCGAUGUCGUCGCUCUCGUCGACACUCAAGAUGCCGGGGAGCCAUCGGGUGCUGCGAUAUGCUCCCGUCAACUGUGCUGGUGAAGCCAUCGCCCCGGCCAUGGGCUCCUCCUCACAAGAUCUCAACAAGGUCAGCCAGAGGCUACAACUCGGGCUCGGUGAAGUGAUCGUGGCACCGGGUGUCGGCAACCCCAGGGACAACGAGUCCCCCGUGGUCACUGAGGCGGUUUCUCGGCAGCCAUUGAAGGCGCACCCCCGCCGCCGCCGCCCUGCUAUGUCAUCCCACACGGACGCGGCAGCCGUGAGUGUGCCACCACAGGCGCCCGAGCGCAAGCGACGGUUGGUCCGCGCCGAUGCGCUCGACAGGCCACGGUUCUCCGCGACGCUCUCCACGGAAGAGAUUGAGGAAGACAUAUAUGCCCUCACCGGCGCGUUGCCGCGCAGCCGCCCUCGCCACUGCCCACCCGCGGUGCAGAAUCAGAUCAAUCUGCUACUUCCCGGUUCACGCUUAUCGGAGAUCAACGCGGAGUCCUACCGGGUGCCAGAGGAUCGCUGACCCUCUCAACUCAACAAGCGUCGUCGCCCAACAGUAGGCAAGCAAAGUGAAUUUGGCGAUUACAAUUCACAUUCAGUUCAUUGCUGCCAUUGUGAGUUACAUAAUCCACCGAUUAAUUGAUCACAUAGAGUAAGAGUUGGUAUGUAUGAAUCCCAUCAGCAGACUAGUUGUAAGCAACGAGUGAUGACUUGUCAGUGUUCUUUUUUAUUUCGAGUUGUAGUAAGUGAUAUUCU